Linum tenue is the source of this 315-nucleotide messenger RNA. The record is from the annotation of a GenBank genome assembly. NCBI's taxonomy places the organism in Eukaryota, Viridiplantae, Streptophyta, Magnoliopsida, Malpighiales, Linaceae.
AUGGGCAUUAAAUGGGCUUGGAACCAUGCUAACAGCAGCCACGUGUCAUCAUCUUCGGGUACUGGUUUGAGCGAUGAGGCCGGGGAGAAGAAGAAGAAGAAGAAGAAGGGAGGUGGUGGAGGUUGGCGGUAUAAGGGAGUGAGGAGGCGGCCGUGGGGGAAGUACGCGGCGGAGAUUCGGGACGGAGCGAGGACGUGGCUGGGGACGUACGAGACUCCACAGGAAGGAUGCUGCUCUGGCCUACGACCGAGCCGCUUUCCAGAUGAGGGGAGCCAAGGCGAAGCUCAACUUCCCUCACCUGCUCAGCUCCGGUAA